AUGGGAGAUGGGAAGAAUAUCAAACAGCAGAUCAUCGCACUUGGUUAUGCAGAUGGAGUCGGAGAGAGGGAGAAUUCUCUGAAAUCCUCAACAAUGCCCGGACCUGAACACCGUGAAAAUCAGCCAGAUCAUCGCACUUGGUUAUGCAGAUGGAGUCGGAGAGAGGGCGAAUUCUCUGAAAUCCUCAACAAUGCCCGGACCUGA
This is a messenger RNA of Ilex paraguariensis (yerba mate), 204 nucleotides long. NCBI's taxonomy places the organism in Eukaryota, Viridiplantae, Streptophyta, Magnoliopsida, Aquifoliales, Aquifoliaceae. The record is from the annotation of a GenBank genome assembly.